AUGGCAACUACAACUGCAACAAGAGAGGAGCUUCCAGUCGAACAACAAAUGUCCAUCCUCUUGCCCAAUUUGCUGGACCAGCAACGGCAGCCGUCACCUGGAGCAACCUCGGAACCUCUCCGCACUCAACCUGCCCCUUCCGCGGAACCCAAAUAUCCAACAGGCUCUAAGUUUUGGUGCACCGUCCUUUCACUAUGUGUGAUUAUGAUUCUAGGUGGCCUAGAUGCCAACAUUGUCGCUACAGCUGUGCCGAGCAUCACCAAUCACUUCCGUACCGUUGCUGAUGUGGGAUGGUACUCAUCUGCAUUUCGACUCUGCACCUGCGCGUUCCAGUUCGGGUUUGCAAAGCUCUAUAAACAUUUCUCGAUCAAGAUCGUCUUCUUAUUCACCAACGUCAUUUUCCUCGUCGGCUCUUUACUCUGUGCCACAGCGACUUCAUCGACUAUGUUCAUUGUAGGGAGAGCGGUAACGGGUCUGGGGUUUUCAGGAGGCUUAGCUGGGUGUUAUGCUGUUAUAACGCAUAUUAUACCACUCAACAAGCGGCCGGUGUUCGCGGGAUUAAUGGCGUGUGUGGAAUCGCUGGCAAUCAUUUCGGCGCCCAUAGUAGGUGGUGCAUUGACGCAGUUUCUGGGGUGGAGGUGGUGUUUCUGGUAA
Penicillium chermesinum is the source of this 654-nucleotide messenger RNA. RefSeq names its product efflux pump antibiotic resistance protein. Bases 1 to 654 code for a protein of 217 amino acids. NCBI's taxonomy places the organism in Eukaryota, Fungi, Ascomycota, Eurotiomycetes, Eurotiales, Aspergillaceae. The transcript has a single exon. The record is from RefSeq and is a predicted model, not a curated record. Gene Ontology annotation, molecular function: transmembrane transporter activity. Gene Ontology annotation, biological process: transmembrane transport.